AUGUCUUGGAACUCAAGUCGUGUUCAUCCCUGCUUCAUGAGGAAAGAAAUGGACGUUGUUCAGACAGAUGUGAAGGAAGUUCAGAAUGAUACGAGGGAAGUCGAGGACGAAGUAAAGCAAAUGAAGCUGACUCAAGAGGAGUUUAUUCGGAAUCUGAUGGACCAAGUUGCCAGACAAAAUGAUGUCGUUGAUGAUCUAUGCCACAGAAUGAAUAACAUGAAAGCAGAAAUGGAAUGGAAUGCAAAAGAAGCAAGCGAACGAUGUGAUUUAUUCACUGGAAGACAGAAAAUUUUCGUUUGUGGAGGGGGUGAUAGUAAGACUAACUUUAAUUCCGUAGAGUCAUACAGCUGGCCCGAGAAUUCCUGGACUGUGGAACCAGCAAUGAAGGAGGCACGAUCAGAUCCUUCAGCAUUUGUCCACGAGCGGCAAAUAUAUGUCAGUGGCGGAUGGACUGGGACCCAGAGAACUGACAGUAUUGAAAGCAUGAAUGUAAAACCUUACCACCACUGCCUGCUCCUAUCACUAGUAUGGCUAGUGUUAGUUAUAAAG
Molecule: messenger RNA, 549 nt
Organism: Paramuricea clavata
Lineage: Eukaryota; Metazoa; Cnidaria; Anthozoa; Malacalcyonacea; Plexauridae
Source: the annotation of a GenBank genome assembly